GAUGUCAUAUCUCUUAAUGGACUUUCUCGAAUUGAAGCUUUCCACAAAGUAACUAAUCAACUAGUAAAGCAGAAGCUAACCCUACAAAAUGGCGAUUUAGAGAGCAAUCAUACAAAACAUAGGCAAGUAUUUAGAGGAUCAAAACCAAUAAAUGAAGAUGAUGAAGAUGUGUAUUAUAAUUUGGGAGAAGUUGGCGAGAGUGAAAUCACACAGAGUGAAAAAAAUACAAUUGGAUUACGUAGAAUUUCCACUGAAUUAGGGCCUUCUCCUCAAGAACAAUUAAAUUUAUUGUGUCAAAUAAAAGAAAGUGUUCCUAACAUUUGCAAGAAUUGUUGUUCAAAAAUCAAUAAUGAUGAAUUAAUAAAUGAUGACUUGUCUGAUGACGAAUUAGAUGAAAGGUUAAUCGAAGCAAAUAUAAUAAAUAUCAGCGCAAAUAAUACUCUUGCAAAGAAGAGUCUUUUCAAAAGUUUAAAAGAACAAGCAAAAUCUAUGCCAUUUCCCCAGGUUAACGUUGACGAGCUUAAAAAUUGGCUCAAAAAAAAUUACACACGUAAAAUAAAUGAUACAUUAUCAAACCUUCUAGCUACUACAGAAAUUGAAGGGUUCAAUGACGAUCAAUUUGAUCUUAUAAAACGAGUGUUCGAAUAUAAACUCUUGCAGCUUAGAGCAGGACAUGAUAAUCAACUUGAUGUAUCAUUAAUGGAUGAAAAUACAUAUACAUCAACAGUCAUAUCUCCAGAUUUUGAAUUUUUAAAAAUAUGCUUUCCGGGCCUGAAUGAAAAUGACGUUCCAUCCUCCAAAUGGCGUCGCGAAUUAAUUUAUGGUGUUGGUGCUUUAGCACGUAAAGCUGAUGGAAUUCUUUUCAAUUAUGAUAACAAUCAAGAAUUCUUUAUAUUCGAGAACAUUGGACCACCUCUAGUAACAAAGGGUAAAAGUGAAGGUGAGCUAUUUAGGGUUAACUUAGCUUCUGACAAAACAUUUGCAGUUGAAAGAAUCCUGAAAGUAAAAUAUCCUUUUAAAUAUACUUCAUUCAUUAAGAAUACUGACAUUAUUGGUCUCCUUUUUACUGUCAAGUCUGUCUGUGAAUCUAACAAGAAUAUCCUUCAUGAAUAUAACUUAACAUGUAUGGAAACAUCCAAAAGCUUUACAAAAGCACGCGAAUGGCUUUGUUUGAAUGGGAAGUCACCACAAUAG
Messenger RNA from Entrophospora sp. SA101, 1194 nucleotides. Lineage: Eukaryota; Fungi; Glomeromycota; Glomeromycetes; Entrophosporales; Entrophosporaceae. The record is from the annotation of a GenBank genome assembly.